Molecule: messenger RNA, 1319 nt
Organism: Physcomitrium patens
Lineage: Eukaryota; Viridiplantae; Streptophyta; Bryopsida; Funariales; Funariaceae
Source: RefSeq, a predicted model, not a curated record
UCGGUGCUCAAUCAUGUUGGUUCAGCUCAUACGUUCAUUGUGUUGGGGUUUUGGAAUUCUGGGUUUCGGGUGUCUCUUUCUUCUUCGCUUCGGUGUGUUCUGCGACUUCACUGUCAUCGGACCAUUCCGACGGACGUUAUCUUGUUAGCUUUGAUGGUUGCUAGAGGAAGGCGUGAGGGUAGGUGGAUUGCGGACAAGGAGGCACAGGGAGCGAGGAUCGGGAAAAAAGGGUGUUGUGUUGAUUUUUACCAGCGCGAUUUUGGUCCAUUUCUGCGGUAUGGUCCUGAGGGCAAUCCAUGCGAAUUGAAGUUGGUUCGUAUUGGUUCUCCACCUCAGAAGGAGCCUCAUGGCACCCGAAUCCAAGCUAGGCUCUGCAUCUGUUCAGGGAAGGAGUCAGCUGGGAGUUUUUGGUAAGGGCUUCCAGGUUGAUAAAAUUCGCUGGGAAUGGCCAAACCCUAAAGGUGAAGGGCUACAGAAGCUCAUGUCCCACGAGCCCAUCGCCGGGAUGCUCAAUGCUGUCGGGAAUGCAGUUCAAUGUGGUCAUAGAGCAUGGGAAGGAUUGGUUCAGCAAGGGAUUCGCUCAACUAACCUUUGCAAAAUUGAGUUGCCAAAUUUUUUGAGAGGGAAGGAGCGCCAAGCAUCACAAGUUCGAGAGCUGGUUGAAGAGCAGGAGGAGCCUGCGAGAGCCGCUGUUUCACCCGCCAAGUAUAACAUUAAUUUUGCCAGCAUCGUUUUAAUGGCUCAAGGCGCAACGAAUGCAAAUGCCGCUUACACAGGUGUAAAUGGAAGUCAACAGGAGGAGCAGACGGAGUCUUUUAGAUUCCCGGAGUUUAGGGUUCCAGAGAUAAGUUCUGGAGGAGCUGUAACAAAAGAAGACCUAGGUCGAGCAACAUGGACAUUUCUCCACACACUGGCAGCUCAGUACCCUGACAAGCCCACAAGACAACAACGACGCGAUGUCAAAGAAUUGAUGUCUAUUAUGACCAGGUUGUACCCUUGCAAGACGUGUGCUGAUCAUUUCAAGGAAAUACUUAAAGCCUAUCCAGUCAAAGCUGAUUCCGGAGCUGAGUUAGCGCAAUGGAUGUGCCAAGUACACAACGUCGUGAACAGAAGUUUGGGAAAACCACAUUUUCCUUGCGAGCGGGUGGAUGCGAGAUGGGGAGCACUUCAUUGUGAUGAAGCUGGUGCAUGCGAUCUUGAAGGACGUGUUCUCUAUAGAUAGCUAUUUUAGUGGAAACACAAAUGGCUUAGACAAUUUCGAAUGAAAUUCAAAAUUAAACGCCAAUCGAUAAGCUUAAAGGUAUUGGACUCGUUGGAAA